Molecule: messenger RNA, 1920 nt
Organism: Nannospalax galili (Upper Galilee mountains blind mole rat)
Lineage: Eukaryota; Metazoa; Chordata; Mammalia; Rodentia; Spalacidae
Gene: Get3
Product: guided entry of tail-anchored proteins factor 3, ATPase
Exons: 7
Coding region: 667-1713 (348 amino acids)
Biological process (GO): post-translational protein targeting to endoplasmic reticulum membrane
Cellular component (GO): GET complex
Molecular function (GO): ATP hydrolysis activity; ATP binding
Source: RefSeq, a predicted model, not a curated record
UGCAGGUAUGGUUACUGCCCAUGAUGGUUCCGAGCACACUCGACGACUGUCUGCGGAUCCUGGCACACGACUAGAGUCUUCUGGCCUUUAACCGACCUUCAGCUCCAAACCCUGUCCCCAGACACCUAAUCAGUUUGUUCGUGACUGAUUUGAGGCUCGCAGCCAAGUGAGAAACAGAAGGGAGAGACCUGCGAUGUUGGGGCCCAAAGUGGAGACAGGGGGAAAUGAUUGUCAGGAAACUGAGCCUGCAGAAUCGAGCCAGGAAGGUCUAUAGAAUAGAGCCACCUCGGCGCUUCACUUGGACAGGCUGUUUGGCUGGUUGCUAAGGCGAGGUUGGCAGCUACUCGGACGUCAACCUGACUACUGGAAGUAAGAAAAGGCAUAGCCAAUGAGAAGAGUGCCGCAAGACUUAGGGCCAAUCAGCGUGGAUCAUACCAGUAUGUUCAGUAGACAGGGGAACUCUUGGAAAAAAUACAGAGACGCGAUCACCAAAGUGAUCUCUAGACUCGUAAGACGGUGAAAAUAUGAGUUCUAUUGUCUUCUAAAAGUCGAUGCAAGAGAAAACUAAUUCAAGCUCCCAGCCUCCACGGAAUGUGUUAGACACAUUUCCCCUGAAGGCGUUUUGUACGUGGUGCGCCCCGCUUGGUCACGUGAGCCGGCUCCAAGAUGGCGGCAGGGGCGGCUGGGUGGGGGGUUGAGGCAGAGGAGUUCGAGGAUGCGCCUGAUGUGGAGCCGCUGGAACCCACGCUCAGUAACAUCAUCGAGCAGCGCAGCCUUAAGUGGAUUUUUGUCGGGGGCAAGGGUGGCGUGGGUAAGACCACCUGCAGCUGCAGCCUGGCAGUACAGCUGUCAAAGGGGCGUGAGAGUGUUCUGAUCAUCUCCACAGACCCAGCCCACAACAUCUCAGAUGCUUUUGACCAGAAGUUCUCCAAGGUGCCUACCAAGGUCAAAGGCUAUGACAACCUCUUUGCUAUGGAGAUCGACCCCAGUCUGGGCGUGGCAGAACUCCCUGAUGAGUUCUUCGAGGAAGACAACAUGCUAAGCAUGGGCAAGAAGAUGAUGCAGGAGGCCAUGAGCGCCUUCCCUGGCAUUGAUGAGGCAAUGAGCUAUGCUGAGGUCAUGAGGCUGGUGAAGGGCAUGAACUUCUCAGUGGUAGUGUUCGACACGGCACCCACGGGCCACACACUCAGGCUCCUGAACUUCCCCACCAUCGUGGAGCGGGGCCUGGGCCGCCUCAUGCAGAUCAAGAACCAGAUCAGCCCCUUCAUCUCACAGAUGUGCAACAUGCUAGGCCUGGGGGACAUGAAUGCCGAUCAGCUGGCCUCCAAGCUAGAAGAGACACUGCCUGUCAUUCGAUCCGUCAGUGAACAGUUCAAGGACCCUGAACAGACGACCUUCAUUUGUGUGUGCAUUGCUGAGUUCUUGUCCUUGUAUGAGACAGAGCGGCUAAUCCAGGAGCUAGCUAAGUGCAAGAUCGAUACCCACAACAUUAUUGUCAACCAGCUCGUCUUCCCUGACCCUGAAAAACCCUGCAAGAUGUGUGAGGCCCGCCACAAGAUCCAGGCCAAGUACCUGGACCAGAUGGAGGACCUGUAUGAAGACUUCCACAUUGUGAAGCUGCCGCUGUUGCCCCACGAGGUGCGGGGGGCAGACAAGGUCAAUACCUUUUCUGCCCUCCUUCUGGAGCCGUACAAGCCCCCCAGUACCCAGUAGCACCGCCACCAGUCCCAGCCGCUGCCAUUUCACACCCUCCUCACUCCCCACCUGGGCAGAGUUUGCACAAAGUCUCCCAUAGUACAGGGGGAGUCGCUUAGGGAGUGGGAGGCUGGGAGGGGGUCUGUUCCCCCUGGUGGGGCUACAGCGUGCUGAAAUGCCCCCUACCUCUCCCUGCCUCAUGCCCCUCAAUAAAAUAAUCUUAAA